AUGUAUUUUUAAUACAAAAGCUACUUAUAUAGAUUUGUAAAUUCCAUUUUCAACAAUUAAACUAGAACUAUUUUUAGUAAAGUACAUAAGUGGUAUGAAAAUUUAAUUAAUUUUAAUCUAUGGAGAGUGAAAAUUAAAUAGAAUCAUUUUAUUUCUUGUUCAAAGGGUAGGAUUGAUCCAUUUUAAACUUGGUUGCUGUAGAAUCAAUUUCUUCAUCUGUCUGGAGAUAACAAUAGCUGGUUCGUUUUGAAAGAAGUUAUAACGAAUGACAGUGGGAUUGAAUUUGACUUUGUUGUGGUUCUUGCCCAGCUUUUUGUGCGAAUAUUAUGUUUAAUUGAUAUGAGUUGUAGAAUAUUCCUCUUUGGAUUUGACCUUGACUUCAAAAUCAUCUAAACACUGUACGCUUUGAUCCUCGUGAUUUUGGUAGAGUCCUAAGGGAAUCAGAAAUACCUAUUUUGGACCUAUCAUUCGGUAAUGAUAUAAAUUUAUUUAUAAUUUCAAGUAUUAAUUCCUCUUUAAAAAAUAAUUAAUAUUUUUAUUAUUAAUUCAAUGUAAUCUGUGAAAAUGAAGAAAGUAAUCCAAAUUCUUCUGAAAAGUACUAUUUUUCAAGUCAAGUAAUAAAGUUCUUAGUUAAUCUGCAUUAAUUAUUGA
Molecule: messenger RNA, 651 nt
Organism: Paramecium octaurelia
Lineage: Eukaryota; Ciliophora; Oligohymenophorea; Peniculida; Parameciidae
Source: the annotation of a GenBank genome assembly